Clunio marinus is the source of this 219-nucleotide messenger RNA. Lineage: Eukaryota; Metazoa; Arthropoda; Insecta; Diptera; Chironomidae. The record is from the annotation of a GenBank genome assembly.
AUGAGUGACAGCUUUCUAGCUUUAAAUAGAGAUUUAUGUGAUGAUAAACUUUCUUUGAUUCAAUUUACUUUUGUUCAGUCAAUAAAUUCAGAAGUUGAUCAUCUGAAGUCAAUUAUGAAUGAAAAAAUUGCAUCAGACGAUGAAAUGGAUUCCCUCAAAUUAGAAUAUCUCAUGGGAAAGUAUCAACAGCUGAGCACUGAAUUAAGUGAUUAUCAUUGA